Messenger RNA from Acaulospora morrowiae, 1239 nucleotides. NCBI's taxonomy places the organism in Eukaryota, Fungi, Glomeromycota, Glomeromycetes, Diversisporales, Acaulosporaceae. The record is from the annotation of a GenBank genome assembly.
AUGGGUUCUACGACCGCUUCUCCAGAAGCAAGUCCGACAAGGUCUGACAGGUCAAGGAAACCUGGAAGCGAAAUAUACAUUCCCAGACAGAGACGUAGUCUGACUGGUGAGGAGCAGUUGCCAGAUUCUAAGGAUAAUGUCAAUAAUGACAAUUCCGAUAAUCAAGACAAUACAGUCAUCAGGAAAGGUCGAGGAAAAUUUUGUGGUCCUGGUAGUGACAAUCAACAAGACCAACAAGUCUCUCGUGCUGCAAGAGGUCGCGAUUUCGAUGCAACUUCCUUACGACAAUAUCCACCGAAGGCGGGAGAUAAGACACCAAGCAAAGGUCACGCUAGAAGAAAGUCAAAAUCGGAUAAAAGAAAUAGUAAUGGAUUUCAAGGCUCUGAAAGUGGCGGAUCUGGCAGUGACAAUAAUGCAUCUGAUGAUGUAGCUAGAGUUACAAAUUCGCUUGAGAACUUAAAUGUUGCUGAUAGCGAGAGUGAAUUAAAACCCGCUCCUCAACCAGAUAAUACACCUUCAACUCCACAAGAACAUCUAAGACAAGACAGUGAAGAAUGGGAAAAAAAUGCGGACGGAGAAACAAAGAACAAAACAGGUGUUACCAGUCCUGUUACCAGUCCUGCAGAAGGAGUCCCAAAUCCAUUUGACUGGCAAGCAAACAAACAAAAAUUGGACGGCCAGAAGAAUGAUAAUGCGAAAAAUGAUAAUAAGACGGGCUUCAAAAAAAGUCAUAGGAAAAACAAGAGUAGCAAAAUUGAAUUCAAUUUUGAUCCAGAUGCUUUCGAGGGGUCUACACGUAUUCUUGACGUGCUUGAUUUUCCUGCUUCUUUCAAGACACAUCAUCUUCACGAAAUUUUUCAAGAAUACGAAACCAUGCGCGGUGGUUAUCAUAUCAAGUGGAUGGAUGAUACCCGUGCUUUGAUCGUCUUUGAACAUCCAGCCACAGCGCGAAAGGCAUAUCUUGACAAUGUUAACAAUCAACUCGCCACCAUCAAACCAUACGAAGGUCCAACGGAUUUUCUUCAAAAAAAUCCAUCACAACCUCGUGCACGCCCUCCAACCACUGAUAUGGUCGCUAAACGUCUUGUUCAUGGCGCUCUUGGGGUUCGUGUCGCGAGAUCACCCGAACAGCGUCAAGCAGAAAUUCAGAUUCUCAGGAAUGCCAAAGAUCAACGCGACCAAAGGCGUAAUGAAAGUAUUAGGCGAUCUCAGGACUUGGAUGCUGCAUUCAAUGAAUAA